UUUCUUUUCACAACUCCAAGCAAUCCUCAGUACAAGCCCUAUCAUUCAUCUCUCCCUCGCUUUCCCCGAACUCCAUCGAGAGAGCUCGAGAGCUCGAGAGCUUGAGAGCUGGCAGCAAUGGAGGCGCUGAAGCCGGUGGGGAUCGCUUGCCUCUCCUCUCCUUGCCCUCUCCUUCCCAAACCUCCAUCCAUGGCGCCGUUCCCAGUCUCCAGACCCUCGAAGCUUCACAAGCAUCCAAUGCCCGCAACCCGUUCGACGAAAUGGGCCGAUCGUCUGCUCACCGAUUUCCAGCUCCUCCCCUCCUCCCCAGACCCUCCUUCCCUUCUCUCCGUCCUCUCCCCGCCUCCUCUUCCCUCCUCCGCCGAUCGCUCCCUCCCCCUUCCUCUCCACUUCUACCAGAUUCUUGGAGCGGAGGCGCAUUUCUUGGCAGAUGGUGUGAAGAGGGCCUUUGAAGCAAGAGUUUCGAGGCCGCCUCAGUAUGGGUAUAGCCAGGAGGCGCUUCUUGCUCGCCGCCAGAUCCUCCAGGCUGCUUGUGAGACGCUCAUGGAUCCGUCUUCCCGCGCUGAGUACACCCGGGGGUUGCUUGAGGAUCCUGGGUCCACUCUCACCACCCGCGUACCAUGGGACAAGGUUCCGGGGGCAUUGUGUGUGCUGCAGGAGGCAGGACAGGCGGAGAUGGUGCUUCAGGUUGGGGCUGGGUUGUUGCUUGAGAGGCUGCCCAAGCAGUUCAAGCAGGAUGUUGUGUUGGCGAUGGCGCUUGCUUAUGUGGACCAGUCAAGGGAGGCGAUGACACUGAGCCCUCCUGAUUUUGUUGCUUGUUGUGAGGUGCUUGAGAGAGCUCUCAAAUUACUGCAGGAGGAAGGAGCAAGCAACCUUGCACUGGAUUUGCAGGCUCAGAUUGAUGAGACUUUGGAAGAGAUUACCCCUCGUUGUGUUCUUGAGCUUUUAGCAAUGCCCCUUGAUGAAGAGUACCGAAUAAGACGGGAGGAAGGCCUGCUUGGUGUCCGUAAUAUAUUAUGGAGUGUCGGCGGAGGAGGUGUUGCUGCCAUAGGAGGAGGAUUCACUCGUGAAGAAUUUAUGAAUGAAGCAUUUUUACGUAUGACAGCUUCUGAGCAGGUAGAAUUAUUUGCCACAACACCAAGUAACAUCCUGGCAGAGAGAUCUGAAGUGUAUGGUGCGGCACUUGCAUAUGUUGCUGAGGCCUUUGUUCGUAAGAAGCCCCAUCUUAUCAAGGAAGCAGACAGGCUGUUUCUUGAACUUCAGCAAACCAAGGAAUCUUCAGUAGAUUCUCUUUCUGGUUUCACCAGCAGCACUGAUGAUGAGAUAAAUUUUGCACUUGAAAGGGCCCUUUGUUCCCUGCUUGUGGGAGAUCUUGAUGGCUGCCACUUGUGGUUAGGCAUAGAUAGUGAGAAUUCACCACACAAAGACCCAUCCAUUUUAGAGUUUAUUUUGGAAAAUUCUGAUGCCAACAAUGAAAAUGAUCUUCUUCCUGGGAUAUGCAAACUGUUAGAAACCUGGCUUACGGAGGUAGUUUUCCCAAGAUUUAGAGAUACAAAAGGUGUACAAUUCAGGCUUGGAGAUUACUAUGAUGACCCUAGUGUCCUUAGGUAUCUAGAGGGUCUAGAGGGAGGUGGAGCUUCACCUUUAGCUGCUGCUGCAGCUAUAGUUAAAAUUGGGGCUGUGGCAACUAAUGCACUUGGCAAUGUCAAGUCAAGUGCCUUUCAGGCUUUGCAGAAAGUGUUACCAUUGGGAAACAUGAUGGCAAGGGUGGAUAUAGGGGAAAAUAAUGGAUGGCCUAAUUCUUCUCCAGAGAUGCAAAAUGAUGAGUCCAUUGAGGGGAUUGAUUUAGAUCAAUCAGGGGCUCAAGCCGAGGUGUCUAGAGAACCUAGUUCUGAAGAUCAUGAUGGGCAAGAUCUAACAUACACCAUAAAAGAUACAAGCAUAAAGAUUAUGUGUGGGGGGCUGGUGAUUGGUUUUUUGACUCUAGCAGGGCUCAAGUUUAUACAAGGAAGAAAUGGGCCUUCCAUAACUGGGAAAGAAAUAGGUUCAGCAAUGGCUGUUAUGGAUGCAUCAUCAAAUGAUAACUUGGUAGAGGAGAUACCCAAAAUGGAUGCCAGGCUUGCUGAAAAUCUAGUUUGCAAGUGGCAAAAUGUUAAAUCCCAUGCUUUGGGACCUGAUCAUUAUCUUGCAGAACUGCCAGAGGUUUUGGAUGGUCGAAUGCUAAAGAUUUGGGCUGAUCGAGCAGCAGAGAUUUCACAACGCGGUUGGUUUUGGGAAUACAAGCUGUUAGGCGUGACAAUUGAUAGUGUGACUGUUUCAGUUGAUGGUAAUCGAGCUAUGGUGGAGGCAACAAUCGAGGAGGCAGCUCGCCUAACCGACCCAGUUAAGCCUGAGCACAAUGAUUCCUACAACACAACCUACACCUCAAGGUACGAGAUGAGCUUCUCCAAGUCAGGCUGGAAGAUAACUGAAGGAGCUGUCCUCAAAUCAUAGAUGCCCCACCCUUGUGCAUUUCUUUGUGUGUAAAUAACCCUUGUUGUUUCCUGAACUGAUUCUUUUGUUGUUGUUGUUGUUGUUGGUUUUUUUUUC
Messenger RNA from Dioscorea cayenensis subsp. rotundata (Guinea yam), 2589 nucleotides. Its product is annotated as protein ACCUMULATION AND REPLICATION OF CHLOROPLASTS 6, chloroplastic. NCBI's taxonomy places the organism in Eukaryota, Viridiplantae, Streptophyta, Magnoliopsida, Dioscoreales, Dioscoreaceae. The record is from RefSeq and is a predicted model, not a curated record. The coding region runs from base 118 to 2493 and encodes 791 amino acids. The transcript has 7 exons. Gene Ontology annotation, cellular component: chloroplast inner membrane. Gene Ontology annotation, biological process: chloroplast fission.